Molecule: messenger RNA, 1308 nt
Organism: Closterium sp. Yama58-4
Lineage: Eukaryota; Viridiplantae; Streptophyta; Zygnematophyceae; Desmidiales; Closteriaceae
Source: the annotation of a GenBank genome assembly
AUGCUAGCGGCAGCUAAUUCCUUGCCAUCAGCGUCGUCAUCGUCGUCGUCGCUAAUUCAACGGGCGCCAGCUGGGGCUCGCAGCAUUUCGUUCGCGAGGACCGGGCGAUUGGGGAGUGGAGUCGGGCGAAGGAGAGCGUUGCUGGUGACAGCAGCCACAGGCGGGGCGAAGGGGUUCGGCAAGGCGGACGACAGCAAGAGCCGGAAGCCCACUCCCAACAAAGGCAGUGGGGCUCCCAAGCAAGAUGCGGCCAUUCCUGGCGUCAGUGAAAACGAGUGGGCGCCAGAUGUGUCGGCAGCGCAACAGGCGUUGCAGAGGCCCUCCCGUGCUGCCUUGGACGACGACCGGCUGUUUGAGGAGCGCCUGAGAGAAGUGCGACGGCAAGCGGAGGAGAAGAAGCGGGCAAAAGCGGUGCAAAGCACAGCAGCCAUCGAUUACGACAACCCACAGACAGAGCCGCUGGUGGACACGGCUGAACUCACCAAGGACCUGCCCACUAAGAUCGGCAUUGGCAUAGCGGCCACGGUGUUUGCUGCCAUAUUCGCCUUCGGAGACAUUCUCCCCGCCCCUUCUCCCCCCGCGCAGCAGCAGACGGUGGAUGCGAGUGGAAUUGCAGUCGGCAAGAUGACCGACGCCCAGAGGAAGCAGCGAGAGGACCAGCUGAAGGAGUUUGAGGGGCGGCUGGCCACCACACCAGACAACAGGGAAGCACUGGAGGGAGCUGCAGUGCUGUAUGCUGAGCUGGGGCAGUAUGGGCAGGCGGCUCAACGCCUGGAACAGCUCAGCCAGGUCGCCCCGGAGGACCCCGAGGUGCAGCGCCUUCUGGGGGAGGUGCGAUUCGAGCUGGGCGAGUAUGGUGCCAGUGCUGCUGCGUACAGGCGCGCAGUCAAGGUGUCGCCUGUGGAGUCGCUGGAGGUGCUGCAGGGACUGACGGGCGCUCUGCUGGCUGACAACAAGCCGCAGCAGGCAGUGGACGAGCUGCUGGCAGCGCGACAGCGGGUGACAUCAGCAGCAGCAGCAGCAGUAGCAGGGGAAGCGGAGGCGGAGCAGGAAGGGGUAGCGGACGAGGUGCAGGUGGCGCUGCUGCUGGGGAAGGCGUAUGCGGCAUGGGGGCGGCCGGGGGAUGCUGCUGCGGUGUACGACGGGCUCAUUGCCUCCCUCCCUGACGACUUCCGAGGCUACCUGGCCAAGGGCUUGUUCCUCAAGGAUAAUGGCAACCAGGCAGAGGCUGACAGGAUGUUUCUUCAGGCUAGAUACCUGGCGCCAGAUCAGGUGAAAGUGCUGGUUGAUCGGCUCGCGAAGAGAUAA